Molecule: messenger RNA, 3516 nt
Organism: Elgaria multicarinata webbii
Lineage: Eukaryota; Metazoa; Chordata; Lepidosauria; Squamata; Anguidae
Product: cholesterol side-chain cleavage enzyme, mitochondrial
Exons: 9
Coding region: 136-1704 (522 amino acids)
Biological process (GO): cellular response to peptide hormone stimulus; C21-steroid hormone biosynthetic process; cortisol metabolic process
Cellular component (GO): mitochondrial inner membrane
Molecular function (GO): heme binding; iron ion binding; cholesterol monooxygenase (side-chain-cleaving) activity
Source: RefSeq, a predicted model, not a curated record
AGCCGCGUGCGCUGCUAUAAAAGCCUCUGUGCGGGACGCUUGCAUCACUCCAGAGGACUCUCACCUCUGGCAGCAGGAUCCCCCCCCUCAGGCCUCCUGCUUUCUUUCUGGUCUUUGCUCUUUUCCUGCCGCACGAUGCUAGCAGCACUCCACCGCCUCUGCGUGCCUCCUUUGGGCCUCCCCAGAAACCCACGGCUCUUCUGCUGGCCGGAGGAUUCCCACCCCCCUGGCUACCACAGGGUUCACGUAGCUUCUGGAAAGCUGUACCCCACUCCCCUCGAAGGGAAAGUGGCCAGGCCCUAUAGCGAACUGCCGGGCAACUGGAGGACCAACUGGUUCAACCUGUACUUCUUCUGGAAAGAAGGCGGCUUCCAAAACGUCCACAACAUCAUUGUGCACAAAUUCCAGACAUUGGGGCCCAUCUACAGGGAGAAGCUGGGCACCUACGACAGCGUCAACAUCAUUGACCCAGCGGACGCAGCGACCCUCUUCAGAGCGGAAGGCCGGAACCCGGAGCGCUUCGUCGUGCCCCCGUGGGCCGCCUACCGCGACUUCCGCAACAAGCCCUAUGGCGUGCUGCUCAAGAACGGGGAGGGCUGGCGCCGCGACCGCCUCGUCCUGAACAAGGAAGCCCUGGCCCUGCAAGUGAUCGAGAACUUUGUGCCCCUCCUGAACGAGGUGGGGGAGGACUUUGUCAAGAGAGCGAGCGUGCAGAUCCAGAACUCCGCCCAGGGGAGAUGGACAGCCGACCUCACCAACGAACUCUUCCGCUUCGCCCUCGAGUCCGUGUGCAACGUCCUGUACGGCACGCGCCUGGGCCUCCUGCAGGACCACAUUGACCCCGAGGGGCAGCGGUUCAUUGACGCCAUCACACUGAUGUUCCACACCACCUCGCUGAUGCUGUACAUCCCGCCCAGCCUCCUGCGCAAGAUCAAUUCCAAGACUUGGCAGAACCACGUGAGGGCCUGGGACGUCAUCUUCAAGCAUGCUGACAAGUGUAUACAGAACAUCUACCGAGACCUCCGUUUGAAGCGGAAGAGCGCCGAAGAAUAUACAGGCAUUCUGUCCAGCCUUUUAUUGCAGGACAAGCUACCCAUCGAGAACAUCAAAGCCAGCAUGACGGAGAUGAUGGCAGGAGGGGUGGAUACAACCUCGAUGACUCUCCAGUGGGCCAUGUAUGAAUUGGCCCGAGCGCCAGCCCUGCAGGAGCAGCUGCGGGCAGAGAUUUUGGCAGCCAAGGCGUCUUCCCAGGGGGAUGUCCUCAAGAGGCUGAAAUCCGUUCCACUGCUCAAAGCCACCAUCAAAGAAGUCCUGAGGCUCCACCCAGUUGCAGUGACAGUGCAAAGAUACACGACGGAAGAGAUCAUCCUUCAGAAUUACUUCAUUCCUGCCAAGACCUUAGUCCAAGUAGGGAUUCAUGCAAUGGGCCAGGAUCCCAGGUUUUUCACAAAGCCUGAGCAAUUCAACCCCGGAAGGUGGCUGCAGAAGGACUCCAAGCACUUCCGAAACCUGGGCUUUGGCUUCGGGCCGCGCCAGUGCCUCGGCCGCCGGAUCGCUGAGCUGGAGAUGCAACUCUUCUUGAUCCACAUGCUGGAGAACUUCAAGAUCGAAACCAAGAGGGGCGUGGACGUGGGGACCAUUUUCGACCUCCUCCUGAUCCCAGACAAACCAAUCUACUUGACGCUUCGGCCUCUCGACCCCUAAUCCAUGAGCAGAGAGGGCCUUCCCAUCAGCCUUUGAGGCAAGAUAGGUUAUGAGGACCCAACGACCCUGAGGCACAACGGGAGCUGCCACGCUUGCCCCUCUCUGCAAAUGUCUCUUGGGUUCCGGAGGCAGCUUGCUCCCGAGUAAGACAAAUAAGGCACCAGCACUGAGAGAAGGAAUUUGGGGGGUGGGAUGGGGCAAAGACUUCUCAGCUCUCAGACUUGCAAUACAAUUGAGGCAAGGCAAGGGGAGGCCUCCACUGGCCAGGUCUUCCUGUCGCCUUAGGGCCAACGUAGACGUGGUGGCGGCAGCAGACUUAAAAACCUAAGAAGAGCCCUGCUGCAUCAGACAGAAGAUCCAUCUAGUUCAGCAUCCUGUAUCCCACAAGACCAACUUGGAAGCCUUUGGGGAGCCCACGAGAAGGGCAAGUCGCUGCCCUGAACGGUUGGCUUCCUCCACUACAACAGUUGCUGUCCCCCCCCCCCCCAAACCCCUUCUCUUCUUUAAGCCCCAAUCCUGGAAAAGAGCUCAGCACGUCAGAACAUAAGAACAGUCUGGUGGAUCAGCGCAAAGGCCCACCUAGUCCACCGUUCCAUCCACACAGUUCCCAAGCAGAUGCUUAUGGGAAACCCAUGAGUAGACCUAAACACAGUCACACCUGUUCGGAGUCCUACUGACUUGGAUCCUGGAGGGAGCAGAGCGCCAUCCUGACUGGCAGCCAGGCCUCGCGUAAGCGGAGGCCGUAGGGCGACUACUGGUCAUGUGAGAAAGUCCUUUCUUCGGUUUGACCUGAAUCUCUCACCAGUCAGCUUCGUUGUAGGAGCCCUAUUGGGUUCUAAUAGUAUGGGAACAGCGAAGUUUCUCGCUGUCCACUUGCUCCACACCAGGCAUUAUGCACCUUCCGCCAUGUCCUCCCUUCCUUGACCUUUUGCCAAGCAAAAACACCGCAGCCUUUCCAGGUGAGCUCCGGUGGAGGCAAGAACACAGCUGGUGAGCCUCGGCGGCUGCUUCCUAGCCUCCCAAGGCGACGCUCGGGCGAAGCUUGGCUUGACGUAAAUAGGGAGAAUGGGGGAGAAAUCAACUUGCAUUUCAUAGAAUCAUAGAAUAGCAGAGUUGGGAGGGGCCUACAAGGCCAUCGAGUCCAACCCCCUGCUCAAUGCAGGAAUCCACCUUAAAGCAUCCCUGACAGAUGCUUGUCCAGCUGCCUCUUGAAGGCCUCUAGUGUGGGAGAGCCCACAACCUCCCUAGGUAACUGAUUCCAUUGUCGUACUGCUCUAACAGGAAAUUUUUCCUGAUGUCCAGCUGGAAUCUGGCUUCCUUUAACUUGAGUCCAUUAUUCCGUGUCCUGCACUCUGGGAGGAUCGAGAAGAGAUCCUGGCCCUCCUCUGUGUGACAACCUUUGAAGUAUUUGAAGAGUGCUCUCAUGUCUCCCCUCAAUCUCCUCUUCUCCAGGCUAAACAUGCCCAGUUCUUUCAGUCUCUCUUCAUAGGGCUUUGUUUCCAGACCCCUGAUCAUCCUGGUUGCUCUCCUCUGAACACGCUCCAGCUUGUCUGCGUCCUUCUUGAAUUGUGGAGCCCAGAACUGGACGCAAUACUCUAGAUGAGGCCUAAGCAGGGCCGAAUAGAGAGGAACCAGGACCUCACGUGAUUUGGAAGCUCUACUUCUAUUAAUGCAGCCCAAAAUAGCAUUGGCCUUUUUUGCAGCCAUAUCGCACUGUUGGCUCAUAUUCAGCUUGCGAUCUACAACAAUUCCAAGAUCCUUCUCGUUUGUAGUAUUGCUGAACCAAGUAUCCCCCAUCUUGUAACUGUGCCU